AUGGCAACCAAGCGGGCAGAGCCGGUCACCAUCAUUAGCCUUCGCAAGUUGAGCCUGGACACUCCAGAGCCACAGCCAAAAGAGCCAAAGACAUUCACCGUGGAGGAUGCUGUGGAGACCAUUGGGUUUGGACGUUUCCACAUCGCCCUGUUUCUCAUCAUGGGCAGCACUGGGGUUGCUGAGGCCAUGGAGAUCAUGUUAAUAGCGGUCGUUUCUCCCGUCAUCCGCUGUGAAUGGCACUUGGAGAACUGGCAGGUGGCAUUAGUGACCACGAUGGUGUUUUUUGGCUACAUGAUAUUCAGCGUCCUCUUUGGCCUCCUGGCUGACCGAUAUGGCCGCUGGAAGAUUUUGUUCAUGUCGUUCCUUUGGGGAGCCUACUUCUCCUUGCUGACCUCAUUCUCCCCCUCAUACAUCUGGUUUGUCUUCCUGCGGACGAUGGUCGGCUGUGGCGUGUCUGGCCAUGCACAAGGGCUCAUCAUAAAGACUGAAUUUUUGCCUACAAAAUAUCGAGGCUACAUGCUCCCCUUGUCUCAGGUGUUCUGGCUGGCUGGCUCCCUGCUCAUCAUCGGCCUGGCCUCUGUGGUCAUCCCCACCAUAGGGUGGCGCUGGCUUAUCCGCAUUGCCUCCAUUCCUGGCAUCAUCCUCAUCUUGGCCUUCAAGUUUAUUCCUGAAUCUGCUCGGUUCAAUGUCUCCACCGGGAACACGGAGGCUGCCCUGGCCACGCUGGAGCGGAUCGCCAAGAUGAACCGCUCCGUCAUGCCGGAGGGGAGGCUGGUGGAGCCCGUCCUGAAAAAAAGAGGAAGAUUUGCAGACCUACUGGAUGCUAAAUAUUUAAGGACCACGUUACAGAUUUGGGUCAUAUGGCUGGGCAUCUCUUUCGCCUACUAUGGGGUCAUCCUGGCCAGCGCCGAGCUGCUGGAGCGGGACCUGGUCUGUGGUUCUCGGUCCGAGUCUGAAACGGUGGUGACUGUGGGGGUCUCAGAGGAGAGCCAGAGCCCUUGUCACUGCCACAUGUUUACCCCCUCUGACUACCAGACCAUGAUUAUCAGCACCAUUGGUGAAAUUGCUCUGAAUCCUUUGAAUAUCCUGGGCAUUAAUUUCCUGGGCCGACGGCUGAGCCUUUCUAUCACCAUGGGAUGCACGGCUGUAUUCUUCCUUCUCCUCAAUAUUUGCACCUCAAGUGCCGGCCUCAUCGGCUUCCUCUUCAUGCUGAGGGCUUUGGUGGCAGCCAAUUUCAAUACCAUCUACAUUUACACUGCGGAGGUCUACCCCACGACGAUGCGUGCUUUGGGGAUGGGGAUCAGUGGCUCCUUGUGUCGCAUUGGUGCGAUGGUGGCACCAUUUAUAUCCCAGGUUCUUAUGAGCGCAUCUUUGCUGGGGGCCUUGUGUCUCUUCUCAUCUGUUUGUGUCAUCUGUGCCAUUUCCGCAUUUACUCUCCCCAUUGAGACCAAAGGGAGGGCCCUCCAGGUAAGUGCUGCAGGGGUCUCUUAACAGGUUCUUCACACCCACCUUUAGAACAGAGGAAAUGAACUUGGAGUAUGGAAAUCCUUUUAAGUAGACAUGAUAGUCAAGUGUGUGCUAGCAUUCGUUCAGUGUGUUACAACAGAAAAACUGGGUAUCCAUUUUCUUGCGUGUAACUUUAAGCAGCACUAAAGGUAUAGCAGUCAAUUAUUCACCUCAAACCUCUGAUUCCUCUGAAAGUUCUAGCUUGCUCAGGGGCUAGGGCAUUCUACCCUUUCCACUUUUCUAUCUGGAUGUAAGCAUUGCUGCACACACAAAGGGGACCAGAGGAGCAAAAACAGCUGUUUGUGUGGCUGGGAGGUUCACUCCCUUUCCCCUAGUACAGCGGCCGCCUGUGAGGCAAAACUUCAUGCGGCUCCAGCUGCCACCCAGCGCUAACCAUCACGAGACACUGACUGCUGGCUAUUUUGCAAAGUACAUAAAAAAGGAUAUCCCAGGGGCAAAGCUGGAGAAGCCAGGGCCUCUGCCAGGUCUGUGCCCCUAUCCAAGUAUUGGUGGUGGCACUGGGGUUUUGCUGCCUCAAACGCAAAGCUUGUUGCUGCGGGGAGGGGAGAGCAAUGGGGGUUAGGUGUAUAAUUUGGUCAAUCUGGACCUGCCGCCCCAGAUGAGCCUGUGCAGAAUCAUGGUGCUUCUCUGGCUGACAGUGACUCGCCCUCUGUCCCAUGUCCUAUUCCUAGUAUACCAUAAACGUAUUUGUGUGGUACUGAUGUAUUUGGUUGUCUGUGAGUAGAUAGAUAUAAGGAAGGCAUUGGUGAGUAAAGGAAAAAACACACCAGUCUCGAUGGUAUUUCCUAGGUCCAAAAUGUGCUAUUUCAUUUUUUAAAAACCUUAGCUUAUCUUUAAUAUGCAUUUUAAUCACAGAUUAGAUAACCUGUCAUGCAAUUAUGAAGUUAGGGCUUUGUUUAGAUUCUAUUCAUUAAAUACCUAAUGCCAGAGACUGAGUUAGAUGAUUCAUAGGAUUUAAUCUAUAUAAAGGGAUUAUCCCAUCCUUCACACAAAUGAGGAAACAAGGCAAAGGUAAGUACCUUGUGUAAAGGAACAUGCUAGUAGGGAGUGGGGCUGGAAUUUAAAUCAGAUUGAAUUAAGUGAUGCUUAAUCUUAUGCUAAUCUUCCAUGCUUAGUAAGUAGUCACAAUACAUAUAAAAGGAAACCAGGCUCACCAGCUAAUGUGGCUGUGGAUUUCCAAUUUAAGUCAUAAUCCACUUAAAUAGGGCCAUUUCCUCUUCUGCUGCUUGGGUCCUGGUUUUAGCAUUGUGGUGAAAUCAUUUUACACGUCCACUGAUAAGCCUUUGAAAUGUAGUUGCCUUACAACUUUAUCAUGUAUGUUCAGUAAAUACAAUUGUCUGGGCACACUGUCCUUGCGCCAAUCUUGAAAGGUUAUGUGUGUAGCUCAGUGUUGUGAGCACUUAACAUAUGAAACUAUUUAGUGACUGACAAAAAUAAAGCUUCUAGAAAUGUUAAAAACAUGCCAAAAAAUGUUAACUUCCAACAUAGACACAGCAUCCCAGUAACCUGACUGGACCAACAGACCUAGUUAAUAGUUUAAUAGUGGCAAUUCUCUUUUAGAAUCACUCUAAGAAACCCAUUCAUUUUAUUUCUCAGACUAAUGUCAGAUAGUUUACUUUUAGGAGUUUUAAGGCUUCAGGGCUUACAUUUAAAUCUUUAACCCACUUUCAGUUUAUUUUUGCCUGUAUCUGUCCAGUGUAUAUUUUUACCUCCUUUGUUGUAGAACAGUGGACCAUGUAAGCGAGGGUUUAUUUCUGGGCUUUCUAUUCUGUUCCACUGAUUUAUGUGUCUGUUUUUGUGCCAGUACCAUAUUUUUUUAUAGCCUUGUAGCAUAGUUUGAGAUCAGGGAGCAUGGUACCUCCAACUUUGUUGUUCUUUCUCAAGAGUGCUUUGGCUAUUUGGGAUCUUUUGUGGUUCCAUAUAAAUUUUAGGGUUAUUCUAUUGUAGUUCUGGGAAGAAUGACAUUGGUAUUUGGAUAGGAAUCGCAAUGAGUCUGUAAAUUGCUCUGGGUAGUAUGGUCAUUGUAACAAUAUUAUUCCUUCCGUUUAUUUGUGUCUUCUUCCGAGUACAGGUCUUUCACCUCCCUGGUUAA
This is a messenger RNA of Hipposideros armiger (great roundleaf bat), 3619 nucleotides long. RefSeq names its product SVOP like (gene SVOPL). NCBI's taxonomy places the organism in Eukaryota, Metazoa, Chordata, Mammalia, Chiroptera, Hipposideridae. Gene Ontology annotation, biological process: transmembrane transport. The transcript has 14 exons. The record is from RefSeq and is a predicted model, not a curated record. Gene Ontology annotation, cellular component: membrane. Gene Ontology annotation, molecular function: transmembrane transporter activity. The coding region runs from base 1 to 1491 and encodes 496 amino acids.